Messenger RNA from Nylanderia fulva, 2612 nucleotides. RefSeq names its product zinc finger MYND domain-containing protein 11. Gene Ontology annotation, molecular function: transcription corepressor activity; DNA binding. NCBI's taxonomy places the organism in Eukaryota, Metazoa, Arthropoda, Insecta, Hymenoptera, Formicidae. The record is from RefSeq and is a predicted model, not a curated record. Gene Ontology annotation, cellular component: nucleus. Gene Ontology annotation, biological process: regulation of signal transduction; regulation of transcription elongation by RNA polymerase II.
AAUAAAUUUUAGUGUUUUUAUUUUCAAAAGGAGAGCAAAUGCUUAAUUUUUUGCCCUUCUUUGCAGACGCUCAUGUUAUACAUAUUUUAUCAUGUAUAAAUUUAAAUAUUUAGUAUAUCCUUAAUAAGGAUAUUCUUGAAAGAAAUAUUAAUAACAAAUCUCAAUUAUAUUAGUUUUAUUUGAUCAGAAACAGCUUAUAUAUAUAACAAAUAAGCUGCGUUGAAUUUUUCAAAGUAGAAAAGCAGUUUAAAAAAUUAAGAAAUUUCGACGCGCCUUUACUUAAAUUUAAAAAAAAUCGAAAUCGCAGGAUAAAUGUCGAUAUGCAAUUACGUAAGUUGCGCGCGCAUCGAGUCGCAGGUUGAGUUAGGUCGGCUCGGGUCUGUGACGUGCACACGCACAGUGUCUUCGCGUCUUUGACGUUAAUUCGUCAUUAACGUUACGUCGUUCAUCGUCCGCGGAGUAUCGGGGAGGAGCGGAGAGUCUCGCGAGAGAAAUUUUUUUUGACUCGCGACACUCGACGCGGUUCUCCGCGAAGCAGACGUCUAGGUUGCGUUGAGCGAAGCCCCCUCUUGUUCGACGAUCGUCGACUUAUAUAUUCCCUGUACAACGAAUGCGGAACUUUUACUAGUGAUAAGCGAUAAGCGUGCACGUACACACAAUCGACAUGUCCGUACGUCGGAAAAGCGAUUCGUCUAUGACUCAACGGAUCUGGGAUACGAUCAAAACCACAGUGCAUCAAAGGAGUUUACCUAGCAAUGACCGUAUGGUGCGGCAUUUAGCUCGAGUCUAUGGCUUCACCGAACAGGAGGCUCAGGAUGAGCUCAAUAAGGCGGUCGAGGACGGUCUUGUUCUGUUGAAGAAAGUGCCUACGAAGAGCGGCGUCGAACAGGAGAGCUACAGAUUGCCACCGGUGGCCACCGGGACAACGGAGAACGAUAAACACGAUUGGUACUGUUGCAAGUGUCAACGAGCUGGUGCGGUCGAGUGCUGCGAGCAGUGUCACAAGGUCUAUCACUCGGAGUGUCACGCACCCAGCAAUGCGAAAUUAAAGAUCUGUAGUUUUUGUGAGAAAAUAAACAGCGACACAUAUUCCGACAAGAACGAUCUCAAUCACAUUCUUAGUUUCACGUGUGGUCAUUUGAAAGCCAAAUUACCGCAGGAAAUUACGAAUCGUACCAUCGUUUUCAACAAUGGGCCGAUUGUUACACCAGCUAAUGGCUUUUCCGGACCAACCUGGGUAAGCGAGGGCGAGGACGCGUGGCGGCCGGGAAUUCUAAUAAAACAUCAUAUGGAUUUGGCAAUAAUGGACGCGAAAACGAGCAAAAAUGAAUACAAAAAUCUUGCCGAAUUCGAGGCUGAUGCACACAACAUUUUACAUAACAUCAUAGUAUAUCACGGAGCUCACAGCGUAAUAGGAGAUAUGGGCCGCACAAUGUAUCAGGAUUGUUGUUACGAUCUUCAAGAAAUUCGUCGUUGCGCGGAUUGCUAUCGCAUAUCGAACGAGAAGUCUGAAAAGAUGUGGUUCUGCAUUCCGUGCAAUCCACCCCAUCAAUUGGUUUAUGCAAAGCAAAAGGGAUACCCGUAUUGGCCCGCGAAAGUUAUGCAAGUUAACAACAAUGUGUACGACGUGCGUUUUUUCGGUGGUCAUCACAUGAGGGCUAACAUUGAAAAGGUCUUUAUUCGGCCAAUCUCCACUACCUUACAAAGUUUGCAGGUAAAAAAAUCAACAGCUUGGAACAGAGCUUUCGAGGAGCUAAAGCAUCAUCAGAAUUUGUUAAAAAAGUUGGGAAAGAACAAGGAAGAUUCGAAUAUUACGGAUGGUCCCACGCCUGCAAAAGUGCAAAAGUUGGAAUCGUCGAGUUCGAGGAGUACAUCUCACAGUUCUAAUUUGCCAAAGCAACUAAUUAAGGACUUGAGAGUGAGAGUCGAACGUCUGAGUUCGGACGGCAAUACCGAUUCGCAAACUACAAACGAUGGGUCGAAUAAUAAGGAAGAUACUUCGGAAACUAACGCCGAGAACGAAGAAAGACAGGUGCCUUGUUUACCAGUAGCUGAAGAUGAACCUGCUAGAGAGAUAACGAGCACGUGUCCGCAAGGUUUGAAGAAAGAGGGCUCGCAAGAAGACAUGGUCACAUCUAGCUCUCAAGAACCGAGAUCGAAAUGCGUCCUCGUUCAAACGGAACAGAUUCAAACGGAUGGACUUCCGGCCAAGAUUAAGAGAGAACGUAGAACUUCGGAACAACCAACAACGACGGCGUUGGAAAAAUUACGUCGCGAUUUGGAAAGUGAAAAGUGUAGAGAACUGGAAAGAUUACAAGCGGAACACGCGAUUGAGUUGCGGCAGUUGACCGAUAGGCACUUGCAACUUGUGUCUGACAUCAAAAAGAAACAAUGGUGUUACAAUUGUGAGGCUGAAGCGAUAUAUCAUUGUUGUUGGAAUACCGCGUAUUGCAGCACAGAUUGCCAACAGGUUCAUUGGCAACGUGAGCAUAAAAGAGUAUGCAGGCGUAAACGGUAAACGAUUUACAUGAUGAAUGUGCGAUGAGUACAAUAUGAGAAAGCAAAAAGAAAAAACAGAUAAACAAGAGAAACUCGUUUAUAUAUAUAUAUAU